AUGGCUACAGAAACUUGCGAAUACCAAGUAAUCAACGGCGGGGUCCCGGCCGGGGAUGCGGACGUUUCUGGUAUUGGCGUGGUUCUGGCUUUCAUUGUCAGCGCCUAUGUCACAUUUUUCGCUGUUCUCACAGCGUAUAUCAGCGGUCUGGUAGAUCGCUCGCUGCUUGGACCUAUCGACACCGAAGUCUUCUGCAUUAUCUUCUGCAUUACACCUUUUAUGCCACAUCGACCAUCUAAUUGGUCUCGAGCACAAAAAUACCUCCGCAAAGGCGUACUGGCGCUCAGUGACCAACAGAUUGUCACAGGUGUUGCAAUCAUGGGCGCCGGUUUCCAGGGCUUACGAACUGGCUCUAUAUCCGUAUACCAUUUCCAGGUCGUGCUUUAUCUAGCAUGGAUGUCAAGCAGUGUGCACCUCUCGGCUAUCACUCUGCUUCAGUCGUAUCUGCACAAACGCCGAGGUAUCUUGAUUUGGCGACUCUCUGGCAUGAUGACACUACUUAUUAUGCUAAUUAUCGGCCUCGUCCCUACCGUUAGUAACGACUGGGGGGUUUUCUGGUGGGAGGGCGUAUUGGACGGGCGAACUGGCUGGGCCGUCCCCGCAAAAUGCUUCUGGCUGAAGCUUUGGGGCGAUGGCGUUGGCCCAGACGCACCGCUCGGGUUCAUUAUUCUGGCCGUUACCUACGCCUGGAAGAUAGGCGGUAUUUUCGACUGGCCCACUAGGGCAUACCGUCGCUACCUUCGAAAUCCUUUCGAAGACAUCUCGUUCAGGCUUCUCAAGGCUUUGGCGAUGAGACUGCAUCGCAGUGGACAUCCAAUUUGGCUAUGGAUAUUUCGUCUCUUUUUCGCCGCUGUAUUUCCGAUGCUGGCCUGCCUCGAGUUUGCGUCAUCAUUCGCUGCUUCCAUCUGGCUGUCAGUCACAAGUCUGGUUUAUGGCACCAUUCAGAUUCUUGUUCCAAGAGCGCAGAUGCUCCCUUAUACAGGAUCUACAGAGAGUUCGUGGGGCUUUGGACAGUUGGUUCCGCUCAUUCUACUCGCACAACCUCUGGGUGUCGUGUUUGAGUUUCUAUGGUCUCGUGACAAGCCAGAGCAGGGCAUUAACGAGGAGGCCAGCUGGACUGACUCCUCCGCAGGUAAACCCAACGUCUCAACAUCCCUGAAAAAAGCUCAGAUGAAGAAGUACAAGUCUCUUCUGGGAAUCUUUAUCGACCCGGCAGAACAUAAUACCGAAGCCAAGGAAGUGAGGUCGCACAUAUGGGCUGUAUUCUUCAGCAGCAAGUUGUUUGCCGCGAUGGUUUAUCUUCUGCAGAUUGCACUGGCCGGUAUAUGUACUAUGGUGUUCUACUUUGAUGCCGGAACUAUCGGCAGCCGAAGGUCGGAUAAUUGGCAGUUCAUUCUGAGUGCUAUUGGUGUCUUUGCUGGUGCCGGCUUCUGCCUGGCCACGUAG
Molecule: messenger RNA, 1446 nt
Organism: Neoarthrinium moseri
Lineage: Eukaryota; Fungi; Ascomycota; Sordariomycetes; Amphisphaeriales; Apiosporaceae
Exons: 1
Coding region: 1-1446 (481 amino acids)
Source: RefSeq, a predicted model, not a curated record